Molecule: messenger RNA, 1478 nt
Organism: Tetranychus urticae (two-spotted spider mite)
Lineage: Eukaryota; Metazoa; Arthropoda; Arachnida; Trombidiformes; Tetranychidae
Product: sorting and assembly machinery component 50 homolog A
Biological process (GO): protein insertion into mitochondrial outer membrane; mitochondrial respiratory chain complex assembly
Cellular component (GO): outer membrane
Source: RefSeq, a predicted model, not a curated record
UAUUGUACCAGCUGACUUGAGCAAGUUUAAUUGAAACAGUCUUCAAUAACCUUUAAGUUUCGAUAAAUAACCUUUAUGUUCAAUUUAAUUUGAACAGUUUUUGGAAAUUAUUCUGAAUGUCUAUGGAAAGUGACAAUGAUAUAUCUAUACUGGCCAAUGUUAAAGCCAGGGUAGACAAGAUUACCAUUGAUGGCUUGAAAAAGACUAAAGACAACUUAAUGGUGAAUAUGCUCCAGAACAAAUUCAAAAACAUUCACAACUUUCAGGAUUUGUUGGUGGAAGCAUAUGAAUUCAGAGAACGAUUGUCGGGCUUGGGAGUGUUUAACCGUAUUGAGAUAACCAUUGAUACUAAUCGAGCUGAUGCAACCUCCACCGGCUAUGAAAUCAUUUAUAAAGUCGAAGAGAAAGGUCCACUUCAAGGAAAGAUAUCAACUAUGAUUGACAAUAAUGACGGAUCUCUAGUGUUAAAGUCUGAUUUACUUAACGUACUUGGAGGAGCCGAAAAACUCUCUGUUGAAUACCAAGUAUCGAAAAACUCUCAAAAAGGAGUCAAUGUUGAGUUUAAAGCGCCAAUCAGACCUUGGACUUAUUACAAUCCGAUUUUUACAUCAGCAGCUUAUCAAAAUUCAGGAGAAAGGCCCUGGUCUGGAUUUCAUCAAACUGAUCGUGGUGUUCAUGUAGAUUUAUCUCUCAAUUCAUUCGCUGAUAUCAAUCAUAAUUUUAGGUGGGCCGGUAUUUGGAGAGAAAUCAAAGCUUUCGGUCCUAGUUUUCAAAUCAGAGAGCAAAGUGGACACAGCCUAAAAUCAUCAAUUUACCACACAAUGACUAUUGACCGGAGAGAACUCUCGCCCUAUCUUGAUUAUAUAGUCAAAUUGAACCAAGAGUAUGCUGGAUUAGGUGGCGAUACAUCAUUUAUUAAACAGGAAUUCUUAGUUUCUAAUAGAAUGCCAUUAAUUGGUAACAUUAGUCUUGAAGGUUCCCUAAAAGCUGGGAUCAUCAACUCUUCUUGUGGCAUAGCUGAUAGAUUUUUCUUAGGUGGUCCUAUGAAUCUUAGAGGUUUUAAGAUGAAUGGAGUAGGACCUCAUUCAGAAGGAAAUGCGCUAGGUGCUAGUACCUAUUGGAUAACUGGACUUCAUUUAUAUGCCCCUCUUCCGUUCAAGAAGAUGAAUAGUUCCGAUAGUUGGUUGAAAACACACUUCUUUUUAAAUGCUGGUAACAUCGGAAAUUUCCCAUUCAAGGGAGAUCAUGUUAAAUAUUUUAAUAACAUGGUAAAUAGAGUUAGAUUUUCUGUUGGAUUCGGUUUUGUUGUAUCAUUUCCUAAUUUCGUUCGCUUAGAACUCAACUACUGUUUCCCAUUACAGCACCAACCCGGUGAUCGAUUAGACAGAAGUAUCCAAUUUGGAAUUGGUUUUGAUUAUGUUUGAAUAUAAGUACUAUUAGAGAAUAAAUUUUAUUAUAAUAAAUAAAUUUGUCAAUCA